Messenger RNA from Encephalitozoon cuniculi GB-M1, 885 nucleotides. RefSeq lists its product as uncharacterized. NCBI's taxonomy places the organism in Eukaryota, Fungi, Microsporidia, Unikaryonidae. The transcript has a single exon. Gene Ontology annotation, cellular component: Set1C/COMPASS complex. The coding region runs from base 1 to 885 and encodes 294 amino acids. Gene Ontology annotation, molecular function: protein binding; chromatin binding. The record is from RefSeq and is marked provisional.
AUGAUUUUUACCGACGAGUCGUUUUCCGAAUUCAGACGAUCUAAAUCCCUAGGCCUGAACACCUCUCCAGAGGAGGUGGAGUACUCAACAGAUGGGCUUGUGUUGAGCGCUACGCAGAGCAAUGUACUCCGAUUGUACUCUUCACUAUCAGGGGAUGUUCAGAACAUCAUUCAUACCCCAGGCAUACAGAAGUACAAGUUCAUAUAUCCCAGUGCAAUCGUCCAUGCGGCGUCCAAUGCACUGCAUCUCCUGUCUGUGUUUGACAACAAGUACGUCCGUACUUUCGUCGGGCAUAAGAACCAAAUAAACACACUCUCUGCAUGUCCAAAAGAAGAUGCUGUCCUGUCCUCAUCAUGCGACUGCACCAACUAUUGGGAUAUAAGAAAGAAAAACCCUGUGUACAAGAUCAGCACACCCAAUUCCAUAAGCGCCCUAUCGCCCUCCAACGACUAUGCAGUGCUAAUCAAUGGAACCCUACUUAAGAUCUACGACAGGAGAAGCACAAAGGGGCCAAAAACCACUUCAUCACUUCCGGAGAAAAGAUACGAAGAGAUAUCUUACUCCCCAGAUGGAAGCUCUAUGGUAGUGUCCGACGAAAAAAGCCAUCUUCUUCUUGGUCCAGACGGUGCGGUAAAAAGCUCAGUAAAUCUAGAAAGAGGAGGAAGCGGAUGCAUCACGCCAGACUCAAAAUUUUUUCUUUGCUGUGAAAAUAGCACCGUACUUGUGUACCACCUCAAAACCGGGAAGAAGUUCCAUGCGUUCAGGACACCAGGUUUUGAUAAUCUAAAAGUCCGCUUCAAUCCAUGCUAUGCACAGUUUGCCUCUUCAUCCAGUCUUUUGAACAUCUGGGCCAUCAAGGAACAUGCGGAACAACCUCAUGCGUAG